Molecule: messenger RNA, 1803 nt
Organism: Chrysochloris asiatica (Cape golden mole)
Lineage: Eukaryota; Metazoa; Chordata; Mammalia; Afrosoricida; Chrysochloridae
Gene: SPINDOC
Product: chromosome unknown open reading frame, human C11orf84
Exons: 8
Biological process (GO): negative regulation of DNA-templated transcription
Source: RefSeq, a predicted model, not a curated record
AUGGCCCUGAAGGCCGAGGGCGCCGCGCUCGACUGCUUCGAGGUGACGCUUAAGUGUGAGGAAGCGGAGGAUGAGGCGGAAGCCACGGUAGUGGCGGUCAUCCCGCGGCCGGAGCCUAUGCUCAGAGUGGCCCAGCAGGAAAAGACUCCACUGUCUAGACCCAGCCUAUCGGAGGCCGGUGGCGAUGGCAGUGAGGAACCCAAGCAGCCAAUGUCUUGGGAGCAGGAGUUCCUGGUGGGGAACAGCCCAGGAGGCAGCGGGCGGACCCUGUGUAUGGUGUGUGGUGCUGAGAUUCGCUGCCCGUCGGCCGAGACGGCCCACACGCACAUCCUUGAUCAGCAUCCCCACACCUUGGACCUGAGUCAGUCGGAGAAGAGCAACAUCCUGGAGGCCUGGAGUGAGGGGGUGGCUCUUUUGCAAGAUGUCCGAGUUGAGCAACCAUCCCCACCUAACUCAGACUCUGGCCCGGAUGUGGAGCCAGAUCCUCCCAGGAUGCCUGCCGAAAUCGUCGUUCUCCUCGACCCUGAAGACAACCCCUCCUUGCCAGUCUUACCUAAAAGGACCCGCUCCAAGGGACUCCGCCACCUUGAGCUUCCUGGUGCACCUGCCCUUGCCACAGAACCAGCAACUAAGAAGCCCCGUGGUCAGAAAUGGAAGGAGCCCCCUGGGGAAGAGCCUGUCAGAAAAAAAAAGAGCAGGCAUAUGACCAAAAACCUGGACCCUGACCCAGAUACCCCCUCAUCACCUGAUUCACCCACGGAGACUUUCGCAGCCCCAGCAGAAGUCCGCCACUUCACCGAUGGCAGCUUCCCCCCAGGCUUUGUCCUCCAGCUCUUCUCCCACACCCAGCUCAGGGCCUCUGAGAACAAGGACUCGCCCAAAGAGGGAAAGACAACAGGAGGCCUAAGCCAGCUGGAAGGCCCCUCUCCAGCUCCCCCUCCGGGGCUUCGCGGGACGCUGGAUCUCCAGGUUAUUCGAGUGCGAAUUGAGGAACCACCAGCCGUCAGCUUCCUGCAGGACUGGCCCAAGCAUCCCUCGGGCACCAAGGGUGUGGGAGCAGGUGACACCCGGGACUGGCCUUAAGUCCUGUCAGAAUCCAGCACCCCUGUGCGGGGGGAGCCCAAGGCAGGGGGUGGUGUAGAAGUGCUAAUUUUCCUGGGAGUGGGAGGCCGCAGCAUCCUCUUUGGGUUAAAACUUGGAGCUACUCCCGCUUGGCUGCCUGGUGCAGAAAAUGAAACGUGCAAGGGGCUUCGGGUGUUGCCGGAAAUGGCCUUCGACCGCCCUUCGGCUGUGGGGCGGAACGAGGGAGUGGUUUGCUCGCUGCACGCGGAGCUGCUUCGGGUGUUUCCGGAAACUGCCGAGUACCAGUUUGAAGUGGGCGGGGAAAAUUCAGUGGGCGUGGUUGGAUGGAGCGGGUGUGUCCGGAGUCUCUUCGUGGAUUUCCUCGCUUCGGAUAUUUCCGGCUGCUGCCGGCGGAAAGAGCCGAGGACCGGCGGUGGUGGCGGCCAUGUUGGGAGCAGCAGGUCCGGCGGCGGCUGCCUGUGUGCCGGGCGCGGAGCAGUGCCGCUGAGGGCAGGGGAGGAGCGAGGCAGGCGGCCGGCUGCGGCGGCAGAGAGUAGGCGGAGCAGCGCGGCCCGGCCAAAAGUCGGCACAGCCCAGCCGGGGGUCGGGGGGGUGCGGUCCGGAGCCGCUCGGAGCCGGCGCGGCCUAGCCCGAGCGGCGCAUCCCCGGGCUGGCGUGAACGGCUGCCCGGCCUCCCCGCACCCCCGGCCGGGGCCCAUGCGGCGGGUGCCCCUGCUGUGA